AUGCAGAUUGCUUCAACAAAUAUUUGUGAAAGACUGUGCAAUAAGUCCAACCGUGAAAUUUCCUUGCUACUAAAUAUUCCACGGAUAACGGUUAGUGGAAUUAUAAUAAAGUGGAAGCAACUGGGAACAACAGCAACUCAGCCACGAAGUGGUAGGCCACGUAAAAUGACAGAGUGGGUCAGCGCAUGCUAAAGCGCACAGUGCGCAGAAGUCACAAACUGUCUGUAGAGUCAAUAACUAAAGACCUCCAAACUUUGUGGUGUCUUCAGAUUAGCACAACAGUGCAUAGAGAGCUUCAUAGAAUGGGUUUCCAUGGCCAAGCAGCUGCAUCCAAGCCUUACAGUACAUCACCAAUUGCAACGCAAAGCUUCGGAUUCAGUGGUGUAGAGCACGCCACCACUGGACUCUAG
Molecule: messenger RNA, 410 nt
Organism: Staurois parvus
Lineage: Eukaryota; Metazoa; Chordata; Amphibia; Anura; Ranidae
Source: the annotation of a GenBank genome assembly